This is a messenger RNA of Acanthamoeba castellanii str. Neff, 3150 nucleotides long. Its product is annotated as leucine rich repeat domain containing protein. Lineage: Eukaryota; Discosea; Longamoebia; Acanthamoebidae. Gene Ontology annotation, biological process: fatty acid metabolic process. Gene Ontology annotation, molecular function: protein binding; glycerophospholipase activity. Gene Ontology annotation, cellular component: membrane. The coding region runs from base 1 to 3150 and encodes 1049 amino acids. The transcript is spliced from 22 exons. The record is from RefSeq and is a predicted model, not a curated record.
AUGUCGUGGAACGACCGGAAGCGAAAGCGGGAAGAGGGGAAGGACGCGUGGAGCGGCAGGGACGGCGACGACGACAACAACGAAGCGGUGGUGCGGCUCAAGAUCGACGGCAAGAUAAUCAACGAAAACCAUCAGCUGCUGUUUGAGAUACUCGAGGGCGAACUCUCGACGUUGGCCAAGCGGUCGAUGAUGAUAGGACGCAGCGCCGAUGGCGAGAAGGAGGACGGCUCGGCCGCCGACGAUGUCGCCAAUCAGCGCUACCGUGGCAUUUGCGUCGAGGCGCUGCCGCCGUACGACUUUAGCCUACGGUGGCACGACCUCUCCUCCACCAGCCUCAGCCUGGAUGAAGGAGUGGACUUUGGCUCGUUGACUGCCCUCAAUCUGCGGAGCAACAACCUGAAGGUGUUGCCCAAGGAAUUGUUCAUGCUUACCAAUCUCACCUUUCUCGACCUGUCCAAGAACCAGCUGCCCACACUCCACCCGGCACUCAGCCUGCUCACCUCCCUCCGACGACUCGAGGUGUCGGGCAACCUACUCACGGCCAUUCCGGUCGAGAUCGUCAAUGUCUCGCAGAACGUGUUGGUCUCGCCGUCGACGUCGGCCUGGUUGGGCAAGACCGAAAACUACCUCGAGUCUAUCGGUUUCUUCACCGAGCUCACAUCGCUGAAGCUGCGCAGCAACCGGCUGACCGCGCUAUCGCCUGCCCUCGGCAAGCUGGGCCAAUUGACGCGGUGCGAUCUGUCGAACAAUCAAAUCACAGCCCUGCCGCUCGAGAUCGGCCAGCUGUCGUCCCUCUCCACUCUCAUUCUCUCCCAGAACAUAUUGGAGUCGCUUCCUCCCACAAUAAGCAAUCUUACGCGAUUGGAGGUUCUCGAUGUACAUAACAACAAACUGACCGAACUCCCCAAAGAAAUCGGCCCACUCUGCUCACUGCUGCGGCUCAAUGCGUCGGAAAACAAGUUGACCAGCCUGACGUCGGCCGUGGGCUUCCUUUCGUCGCUCCUCACGCUGGAGCUCGCCAACAACCAGAUCACCGCGCUGCCGGUCGAGGUGAGCGGCCUGCGGUCGCUGACCAAGCUGGACCUCUCCAAGAACCAGCUCGCGUCGCUCCCCAAGCAGCUCGGCGACCUGCGGUGCCUGCAGGUGCUCAACGUCUCACAGAACGUCAUCCGGGCGCUGCCCUCGAAGCCGUUCGGCACGCUGUGCAACCUCGAGGAGCUCCACCUGUGGGGCAACAGCCUCACGGCGCUGCCGCCCCACAUGACCCGCCUCACUCGCCUCACCCUGCUCGCGCUCCACCGCAAUAAGAUCUUCGCGCUCGACAAGAGCUUCCCCAAGCUGACCUCGCUGCUCGGCCUCUCCGUCGCCAACAUCUACAUCAGCGCCGAUGCGCACGAGCGGUGUCAGGUGUUCGUGAUCCAGGAGGAGACGCGGCUGUCGGUCUUCGAGUGGGCCGAGUUUUCGGAGCAGGCCUUCUCCGACGAGAACCUCCAGCACCUGCUCGCCCUGGCCCGUUCCGCGCCACAUCCGCUUCUGCUCUUCGCCCUCGCCUACUUCACCGAAUUCGAGGGCAUGUGCCGACGAAUCAUGGCCGAGGGAGCGUUGCCCGACGUUCUCGUAGCGUGCCAGAAUUCGCUGCCCCGCGUUCAGUUCGAGGCAACGCGCUGUGUGGCCAACCUUUCGUCCUAUGAUGACCUCCAACGACAAAUCGUGGACGAGGGCGCCAUCGACGUGGUGCUGCAGAUCAUUCACCAGUCCGACGCGCUGCCUCGCGCCAAGCUGGAAGCCAUUCGCUGCAUCUCCAACCUGGCUUUCCACGAGGAGCACAAGGCGCAGAUCCUGCGGUUUGGGGUGGACGUGUUUGCCGACCUCACCAAGGACCACAACGAACCACACGCGCGUAAGAAGCAGAGAGGCAUACGCAUUUUGUCGCUCGAUGGUGGUGGCACGCGAGGCAUAGUCACCAUUGAGCUUUUAAAGAAGAUCGAAGAAAUCACCGGCAAGAAGACGUACAAGUUGUUCGAUCUGGUGUGCGGUACCUCCACGGGAGCCAUCUUGGCCUUUGCCGUGGGCAUCAAGCGCUACUCACUCAUGGAGUGCGAGGCCAUGUACAAAGGGCUGUGCCAGGACGUGUUCACGAUUGGAUCGUCACCGCUCACGGCGGCGCCGACGUCAAACCCGAACGCUCUCGGGGUCUCUCCGCUGCUGCCGGCCCAGCCGCCCGUCCUCGUCUCGCAGUCGACGUCGUCCUCGUCGGCCUCGGCCUCCGCCUCCGCGCUGCUCUCGGACACCACCCCCGCCGUGCUCUCCCUCAAUGUGCCCUCGGCCCCUGUCGUCGCCACCCACCCGGCCUCCAAUUCCGUCACCGUGCGAACGCAGAAAGGAAAGAUGGCGUCGACUUGGGCGAGGCUCUACAACUACACGAGUUUGCUCACAAGUGGUGCAUUUUACAAGUCUAAGCCGCUGGAGACGUUCUUGCGUGCUCACUGCGGCGAAGCAUCCAUGAUCGACACAACAUGCGACACCUCUGUCAAAACGUUCCUGGUUUCGUCGUUGGUGUCGACCUUCCCCGCCGAGGUGUUCCUGUUCCGCAACUACGAGUAUCCCGUCGGCGUAAGGUCUCGGUACAAGGGAUCGUCGCGAACGCGACUCGUGGAUGCCCUGCGAGCCUCCACCGCUGCGCCCUCCUAUUUUGACGAGGUCGAGGUCACCGAGCACGGCCAAAAGAACCGAUUCCAAGACGGCGGCAUCUGUUGCAACAACCCGACGGGUGUGGCGAUCCACGAGGCCAAGGCCUUGUGGCCCGACCAGCCGGUGGCCUGCAUCGUCUCCCUCGGCACCGGCAAGUGCAAGAAGGUAGCCGCCAAGUCUGGUGGCAUCCAGGGCACCAUUUCCACGCUCAUCGAAAGUGCCACGAGCACCGAAAGGGUGCACGAAGUCAUUUGCGACCUGGUGCCGCCGGACACCUACUUCCGGCUCAAUCCCUCCGACGAGGCGUUCGCCUGUGAGCUGGACGAGACCGACCAGAUCAAGCUGGAAGAGAUGCAGAAGGCGGCCCAACGUCACAUCGAGAAGAACAUCAAGCUGGUGGAGCGCCUCUGUGCUCACCUGAUGGCUGGUCUGGACGAAGACGACGAAGAGGACAGCUGA